Podarcis lilfordi (Lilford's wall lizard) is the source of this 15490-nucleotide messenger RNA. Lineage: Eukaryota; Metazoa; Chordata; Lepidosauria; Squamata; Lacertidae. The record is from the annotation of a GenBank genome assembly.
AUGCAGACUGCAGCCUUGGUGGGCAUAAUAUCCGCCCUGGCUCUGGCUCUGGCUGUUCCACUGAAGGAAGAUGGAAAGAAGAAGGAGAAGCACAGAUCUGCCACUUAUGACAGCCUGGAUUUAGGCAACUAUGACCUCAACCUGGACAACUAUGGAGAGGUCAUCGAUCUCAGUAACUAUGAAGAGAACUACGAUUAUGGGGACCUGGCAUCAAAGGUACUAUAGAAUUGCCACUGAAAUGUGAGGUCUGCUAUUCAGCAGAUUGUUUGUCCUGCUCAGAAUCGCAGCUUUAAGUGCCUCCCAAUAAUUUAGCUGUCCCCAAUAUUCAUACUCUGCCUUUCUAACAACCCACUAACUCUUGCCAGAUGGUUGUGUAUAUAGUGUACAUAUGCAAAGUGGUGUAUUCCGCUUGCAGAAUUUGGAUUACCCUCAGGCCAAAUCACAAUUCUGGGUGUACAGUGUGGGUGUACACUUGUAUGUAGACAUAGUCACCCUGUGCAGAGGCAUCAGCUUCUCAGGUUUUACCACCUUACCUCAGGAGCUCAACUGUCGGCAGCAAUUUCAAUUAGCUAUGCACAUCUCUUCUACUGUCUCCCACACUUACAUUGUUAGCUGCAAUAGAUUGUACUCUCUAUAAAUCCUUCACCAACGCUUUUGUCGGGGCAGUUCAUAGGCAGCCAUAAAUAUGCUUAAGGAGACCGAAGUCUUAAAGAGCAACUGCAUGCCACGGCAAUAGGAAUGGGGAGAUCCAGAUCAGGACCAUAGUAUGCUGGGAGGGGGACCUUCUCCUCCCCUGCCACAGCACCAACAAAAACAACACCAAAGGGAGAUUCCCUCCAAUUGCAACCAAGAGGGGGAUUCGGAGACUGCAGGAAAGGAGGGUUAAGAUCUCAAAUUCUCCACAUGCCACUGUUCUUUUCCAAUUCUAUCACCCUCUCCCCCUCUCAUAACCACCUACAUUUACUAGUUAAAGCAACAUUUUAAUGUAACUUAUGAUUUAGCCCUCAGAACCAAACUAAAUGAGAUGCCGUUUCUGCAAUUAAUUGAAUGAUUCGAUUUUUUCAUAUAAAAAGGUACCCAAUCCAGAUUGAGGCCCCCGUAUAUGCAGGUAGGAGGUUUUAACCCUUUGUCCACCAGUGCAAUCUUAGUCUGGAUCCCCCCCCCCACAACUGCUAUUUGGAUUGGAAGAAAAAUGUCCAGUCGUGCAAAUGAGAGCUUUUCUUCCCAAUGCAAGUAGCAGACACAAAUCUUCGUCAGAACUGCAGCAGGUGACAAAACGUUAAAGCCUCCUUCUCUGCCUACCCACUGCUACCAGGGUCCUGAUCCAGAUCAAGACCCCUGCAUCCAUACAUAAAGAAAUGUAUUGCGAUAAUCAACUGGCCUCUAAUAUGGUGAACUGCAAUUUCCACAAGAAGGGUGACCUUUCCUUUCAGCUGCUGGGAACAUUAGACUAUGUAACAUUACCCCAGCAAGGGACACCUGAAGUGUUUGUGUGCAGAAGAAAAACAACAUUAUGUAUGAAUCGCCCUUAGAAGACCAACCUGGAAACUUCUGCCCUACAUAUGACUCGGUUUCCCCCUGUGUAAAAUGGACUCUGAGCAUCAUAACUAAUGCAAUCACAAGACCCUUGAUUUACUUACAGAUUGAGGUUGGCACCCUGCCUCCUCCUACCAAGAGCUUGCCGGGGCCUCUGAGCACAACAACUGGGGCAACUGAAAUUCCACAAAAGAGCCCACCAACAUCCACGGCUGCCAGGCCUCAGGGACCAGGCCUGUUUGGGUCCAUAACAGAUCAGGGUGAGUAAAACACCGGCACUCAAAACCAUUAGUCUUUCUGCAUGAAACAAAAACUAAGGAUAAGGGUGGCAUAUGCUGCGCAGGAAAUUUCAGCAUGAAGCAGCUGGUGAAAUAUUGCCCCAGUUGUAAUGCUGGGGUCUCUUGAGGAAUGUGAAGCAUCUGUGUGUUUCUUCAUAUCCGUACAGGAUGGGUUCCUCAAUAGCUACAAUUCAUGACUGUUUGGAGUGCCAUGUUAGGCUUAAGGCAUCACACAAUACCUGAAGGCCCAAGGAAGGGAUGUUUUGUCACAUCUGGGAAUGAAAGGCUCCUUUAUUCUUUUGGGACCUUGCUGUGGUGAUAGCUUCCUUGUCUUUAGCUCAAAGGGGAGAAGUGAUGGUUAAAUAAGAAACAGUCUAAAAGCAACAGAUCACUAAAUAUUAAAAGCUUAUUGAAGUUGAACAUCUAGAAAUAAAUAAAUCACUAAACACCUGGUCAGCUUUGCCUGCAAAGCCCUAAACAAUCUGCAUAUAUUCGGCAGCAUCUGCUUCAGACUUGCUGUUUAACAUCAACAUGAAAACAUCGAGUUGGGUUAUCAGGGGUUUUGGAAUGCAGCUCUACUUCUCCUUCACAUCUGCAGGUGUGGCAGUAGAUGGACUGGACCAUUGUGUUGCCUCAGUGAUUAACUAGAUGAGAACCAACAAACUGAAGCUCAAUCCAGAUAAGGCUGAGGCACUGUUACUGGGUGGUUCCCAAGACUGGAUGGUUUCCUUCCUCUUGAUGGGGUUACAUUCCCUCUGAAGGAGCGGGAACUCAGCUUGGGGGUCCUUCUGAAUCCUUUGCCGUCACUUGAGGCUGAGGUGGCCUUGGUGGGAUGGAAUGCAUUCUAUCAGAUAGGCUGGUGGCUUAGCUUUGCCCCUAUCUAGACAGGGAUAGCCUAACAUCUGUUAUCUAUGCUCUGGUAACCUUUAGGUUAGACUACUGCAACACAUUAUACAUACCUCUGAAGACAGUUCAGAAACUUCAGCUGGUGCAGAAUUCAGCAGCCAGGUUGCUCACCUGGGCCUGACGGUUUGAACACAUUACACCAAUUCUGGCCCAACUGCACUGGCUGCCAAUUAGUUUCUGGGCCCAAUUCAAAGUGUUAGUUUUUACCUAAGCCUUAAAUGGCUCAGGGCCUCAAUACUUCAAGGACUGCCUCUUCCCAUAGGAAUCUACCUGGGCCUUGUGGUCAUCCUCUGAGGUCCUUCUUCAUGUGCCUCCUCCAUGAGAGGUCUGGAGGAGGCACACAAAUGGACACAAGAAUGGGCCUUUUCUGUGGUGGCUUCCCAUUUGUGAAAUGCUCUCCCCAGGGAGGCUCACCUGGCUCCUUCAUAACUGUGGGUGCUAGGCGAAAACUUUUCUCUAUAACCAGGUCUUUGGCUGAUUAAUAUUCUGUGGCCUUUUAAAUGUGUUUGUGGGACUAUUGAUUAGUUUUUGUUUUAUUGUGUAUUUUAUUAUGUAUUUUGUGUUCUCAUUUUGUAUUUUUCUGUUGUGAACCUCCCUGUGAUCUUCAGAUGAAGGGUGCUAUACCAAUGUAAUGAACAAUAUAUUAUGGUAAUAAGCAUCCUUCUUCCACCAUAAAACAAAAAAUUCUGUUCAAGUAAAGCCUGAUUUUUUCUUUUUUUCUUUUUAAGGGAAUGGUGCUGCUAGUGUUGUAUUUAUCUCUGCUGCCAGUUUUUAUAUCUUGCCUGGUUUAUUUUUGUAUUCCUUUGUUGUCCUUAUGUUGUUUUUUCAAACUGCAUGCCAGUUUUGAGUAUUUUAAUUGAUGGGAAAAGCAGCUCCCAUUUCUUUUGCUAAACAAACACACACUGUUGAACAUUUAAAAGAGGCGCCUGAUUCUUUUCACCUCAUCCCCUCUCUGCCCUAUGCCCAUCCAUCUAACAGAUGGAAAGAAAGCAAAAUUUGCUCUGCUUGUACAUUUAAAAAGCAAGCAGGCUUGGGCUCCUUAUUUGAGACAGGAGAGAAGCUUGAUAAAGGAGCUGCUCAGAAACAAACAGAAACGCCAGCAAAGCACCAAGACUUUAAUGAGCAGCGACGCAGCGAAAAUCGGACAGAGUAGCAAUUAGAUUAGUGACAAUUAAAAUCCUGUAGCGAGGGAUAAAUAUCUUUAUUCAUUUUCUGCCACUCUGAACUGGGACAAAUUAAGUAGUAGGCUGAGCGAAAUUGUUGGCUUUCUGCUUUGAACUCCUCCACUAAUAGAUUUGGAGUCUGUUUAGUCCUCUGAAUAAGAGGUUUUUUUAUUUUAAAUACUCAAGCAGUUUUAAUUGGUGCCUGGAAUCUUGUCACUUUGACUCUGCAAUGGGCUGUUGGCUCCAGACGUAACAGCAGCAAUGAUUUCUCAGUGCAAAAAUAACUCCCAUUUCCUUUCGGUUGGGUUUCUCUGAAUAUGAAAGGCCAAACAAAAUUCCUGGGGUAACACCAUAAGGUUAAUAAGGCAAUGUUGCACCCUUUGUAUUGGACUUGGCCCAGGCUGAUUCAUUGCUAAGCAGCUAUUUGGACUAGUGGUUUGUGAUUCGUCUCUUUAAUUGGAAUUGACUCAUUUGUUCCUCUUUUUUGCCUUUUAAAAGAACUUAGCACUCACUUGUGAACAGAGCCAAUCUGACACCCCACAUUUUCCAUAUCAGGACAUCACAAAAACUCGGCCUGCUGUUUGGUCGUCCCCUCACCUGAUAGCAAAAUGAGAAUGGCAGUUCCUUCUAUCCCAUGCCCACAGUUUUCAGAAAAUAUUUGAGUCUAGGAGAAAUAGCAGAUCUAUCAUUUACAUUUCAAUCUUACCUUUUCCUCAGGGAGCUCAAUGCAGAAUACAAGGUUCUGCCCCCUGUAUUAUCCCCACAACAAACCUGUGAGGCAGCCUAGGUUGAGUAAGUGUGACUGAGCAAGUGACUGGCUCAAGGUUACCUGGUGAGGUGCAUAGCAGAACCAUGUAUGCCAGUCCAAGCUCCUUUGGGAAAAGGUGGGGUAUAAAUAUAUACCAGUAUACCUGAAGGAGCGUCUCCACCCCCAUUGUUCAGCCCAGACACUGAGGUCCAGCUCCGAGAGCCUUCUGGCAGUUCCCUCACUGUGAGAAGUGAGGUUACAGGAUACCAGGCAGAGGACCUUCUCAGUGGUGGCGCCCACCCUGUGAAAUGCCCUCCCAUCAGAUGUUAUGGAAAUGAACAGCUAUCUGACUUUAUUGAAGACAUCUGAAGGCAGCCCUGUAUCAGGAAGUUUUCAAUGUGUGAUGUUUUGCUGUGUUUUUAUUUAUGUUGGAAGCCACUCAGAGUGGCUGGGGCAACCUAGUCAAAACGUGGUUACAAAGCAUGGAUCCACAUGGAUCCUCAGGAUCUUUGUGAUUAGCUACCCUAAACUCACACUGCCAACAAAAAGAUAUGUUCAGGAAUAAUAGGUUAGCCACAAAAAUGAUAAGGCAUCCACUGCUCAUCUAGACUUUUUCCCUUGUUUUCUCCUCUCUAAAACUAUAAGGAAAGAGGGUCAGGUGUAAGCAUUUGUUGGGGUGGGCCAGCUGUGGCAUAGUUGUAGUUUGUUGUAAUAAUACAAGUAUACAUUUUGUUUGUUUUAUUGCUAUGGCUGGUGGAUGAUGCAAAUAAAGAUUCAUUCAUUCAAUAUACACAAAUAAUAAAAUGAAUGUCCAGCUGACAGUUCACUAUGUUAUGGCUUUCAAAAGAGACAAAUGUUUGGCAAGAUUUUUCAGGUCAUGGGUAGUCAUGGACAUGUUGGAAAACUAGCCCCAUCUGGAGAGGCUGUCCCCUCUCCCUGCUCCCGGAGCUGGUUUACCGGUGAUCUGCCUCUGGCUGCGUUCCCAGACAGACCAGGGAGAUCUUGAUAUAGGCGACAUUUCCCAGCGUGGAAAAUGCACACCCCCUUCUCCCCCUUUCGCAGGGGAAAGAAGAAUAGUCAGAAAGUCCUUUUACGUAUUGUUUAUUUCUGACAUUAUAGCUCUACAGAAAACGUGUCCGAUCACUUCAGUUUCCAUCCAGCAAGUAAGUGACGAAGACUUCCUUUACAAACACAACAGGAAGGUCUCAUAUUACACACUGAGCAAAUUCCGGUGAACCACCCUGUGAACUGACUGUAACAUUCUUUCCCACAGUCAGCCCCAUCAUGUGAUUAUUUUCAAGCUACCAGUUUGCAGCUGCGUUGCUUUCAUAUCGUAACAUACUCCCCCAUAUGAAUCAAUGUUAGCUGCGAACAAAGCUUGAUCCAGAGAAGAAAACAAACAGUUGUUAUACAUGUAACAAUCCCCUGUUGUUUCAGUUCCACCCUUGGAACUACCCACCACUGGUUUCACCAGUGUAACUCUCUGGUUGUCUCUUUUCCAAGGAAUGAGUGCAUCUGCAUUACCUUGGCUAGGGAAUGUAGUGUUACGCUUAGCAACUCCCAGUUGUGUCUUUGUCUCUGACUUAGACACAGCUUUAACUUGUCUAGAGUUGUCAACAAUAGUAACACAUGCAACAGCUGAGUUAGCAAACUCUUGAGAAUACCUCUUGGGUGGUACGCCCUUUGUAACCCUCUCAGACCUGCGUAUGAGGUGCUGAUCCUCUUUGCUGACUGGUUCAUCCUCAGGACCUUUUGGAGAACUACGCCCAACAGUAAACAAUGGUUCAGUCACUUCUGGUUCAGCUUUAACCUGUGUAGGUCUAGACAUUGUGUGAGAACGUCUCUCAAUGACUGUGUCAACAGAACUCUCUGAGCUGUCUGUGUCACUGUCUGUACCAGAACAAUCAGAAAAAUCAGAAUCAUCAUCUGAAUUGUAAUCAGUGGGAAAUGUAUGAAAAACCCCUCUCUCUUGUCCAGGAGCGUUCUCUAGAAACUUUGUGAGAAUCACUUGACCAGAUUCAGACAAAAUUACUCUGUAGAGACCCUUUUCAUAACCCACAAAAAUGCCUUUUGCAUUCUUAACUCCACCUGGAGCUUCUGUCUUUACAUGAGAUCCAAAAACCUUAAAAUGUGCUACAGAAGGUUUUCUAUGGAACAGCUUCUCAAAAGGAGAACUUUCCAUACCUUUUGAAACCUUUCUCACCCAAGUGUAACAAAAACAAGAUAAAGAUUCAGCCCAAAACUCAUGUGGCAAAUGUGAACUCAGCAAUCGUGCCUUCAUGCCAUCCUGCAAUUCUUUGUUCACUUUUACACAAAUACUUUUGUGCCAUGCAGCUUCAGAAACAGCAACCUUGUGCUUUAUCCCUUGUUUCUCCAGGAAAUCUUGAAAAUCCUGUAAAAGAAAAACUGGCUUUUCAUCUGUGAAAAGACAAUCAACAUUAGCAUCAUGAACAUUCUUAACCUUAUCACAAAACUCCUGAAACCUUGUUAAGGCUUAUUUGGGCCUCUGCAAAAUGUAAAUCCAUACAUAAUGAGAGAAAUGAUCAACACAUACAAGAUAAUAUUUAGCAUUGUCUCUAGAUGGUGCUAGAGGACCAAUUACAUCAGCAUACACUCACUGAAAAACUCUGUUAACCUUCUGUGUCUUCUGAUCCUUGACGUCUUUCGUCACACCUGCAAGAGAAAUCAUGUUAGACUCAGAUGCAGUACAAUUAUUGUAAUCUUUCUCAUCAUAAGUCAACAGAUACAGUCCACCUUUCUCUCUGGCAGAAAGAUACAGCUCUCCAUCUUUGAAGAUUUUGCAGCUUUCCUUAUCAUAGGACAACACCAGUCCUUUCUUUGUUAUCUGCGAAACACUCAGCAGAUUGAACUUUAAAUCAGGAACAAAAUACACAUUGCUUAUAGUCAAGUUCAGGCUUUCCAGAUACACAGUCCCAAAUCCGGUCGCUGUGAUCUCCUGACCAUUGGCCUGUUUCACAGUGAAGCUUUGCUUCUCAAACGUAGAAAACAAUUCCCGGCGUGAUGCCAUGGGCUGGGUGCAACCUGUGUCCAAACAAAGGCGUUUUCCACUGAUGAUGUGGCUUUUAGCGACAUCAAAACCUUAGCUGGUUGUGCCUGGGACUUGGCUUGACCUUUGCUUGAAGCCUCCCUCUAGCUCCUUUCUGUUGACAUGGCUUCUUACAGUUCCUCUGAAUAUGCCCAGGCUGUCCACAAUUGUAACAACGAACAACGUUCAGAGCUACUGCCUGCUCUUCUCUAUCAAUAGCAGUAGGGGCGCUACAACUCCGAGCCUCACUCCCCCUGUCAGCAACAUCCAUUGCAGCAAGAACAGGAACAGCAACAGUUCCUUCAUUCCCCCUUUGGGGCUCAAAGCUCCUCCCAGCUUUCGAUGAGCUCUCAAGAAUCUGGCCAGCGCCAUCUUGGCUCUCCCCCUCUGGUGCAGCCAACUCUCGGCCCUUGCUUCUCACUCCAGCUUCACAAGCUUUCCGGAGUUUCUGAGAGAACAGAGCCAUCUUAAUUCCAAGUUUCAGCUUUCAGCUACGAGCUGAAAACUCCAAAAGCCUAUUGGGCUGUUCACUAGCUGCUUGCACCUGGCAGCUAGCCUAGCUGCUUGGAAAGUCCCUUCCAAGAGUCUGUAAACAACAAGCCUUCGCUGCAAUUCCAACAGCUCUUUGCAGCCUCCGAGCUAAUUUUACUGCUCCGGCUUGUUUCUCCUUGCUUUUGAAGCUAACAAAAAAUACUCACGUUUUGUCGCUUAGCAACGGCAGUUAUGUUCUCCCCUGGAAUGUGAAGAAUGUGGCUCUUUCUCUGCCUGUUCUAAUCCAAAACACGGCAGUUUCCCAGUGAACCGGAGAAUUUUCAAUCCGCGCACACGAUCCAGCCAUCAAUCAGCUUCUGUCAGGGGUCCGUGGAAUGUAGCCUAUCAGCAAAACACGUCUCCACCGGGUGCUUAGCCAUCUGUAGCCGUUACUUUGCAGCUUCCAUCCGCUUGCUACCACAUGUUGCAGAGGAUGUUUACGAUCCAUCGACCUCCAUUCUGCUACCACAUGUUGGAAAACAAGCCUUGUCGGGAGAGACUGGCAACUCUCCCAGACUCCCGGCUUAUUUACCAGUGACCUCCCUGGCUGCAAUCCCCGCAAUUCCAGAAUAGGUCUCAAUAGGCGACAUUUCCCAGUGUGGUAAAAUGCACACCCCCUCCCUCCUUGCUUCCCUAGCAGGGAAAGGAGAUAGCCAGAAAUCUAUUUACAUCUCUUUAUUUCUGACUUUGCAGCUCUACAGAAAACGUGUCCGAUCACUUCAGUUUCCAUCCAGCAAGUAAGUGACGAAGACUUCCUUUACAAACACAACAGGAAGGUCUCAUAUUACACACUGAGCAAAUUCCGGUGAACUGCCCUGUGAACUGACUGUAACAUUCUUUCCCACAGUCAGCCCCAUCAUGUGAUGUUUUCAAGCUACCAGUUUGCAGCUGCGUUGCUUUCAUAUCGUAACAGGACAUACUGGAGAAUUCUCAGGAUCGGUUUAGCAAACAAAGGAACACAGUAAAAUGCAACAUCAUUUCAAUUAAAAAAGUAAUACCAGAAACAAUGCAUGAUGGGAAAGUAUGAUGUGUAAAUAGAAAAAUGGAAAAUGCAUUAAAAAAAAAAGUAAUACCAAAAUGUGAGCACUUAAAGAAUGGAUGUGUCCAGUAGCUCUAAUCCUCUAAAAAUUAAAUGUUUGUCUUAUUCCUUAAAGCAGAGAUAGGGAAGUUGUGGCCUUCCAGAUGUUGUUGAACUCCACCUCCCUCUGAGCCCUUGCCAUUAUGGCCAAUGCUUAGGAAUGGUGGAAACUGUAGCUCAACCACUAGCAGCCCAAAUGGUGAGGCAGAGCUACAGAGCCAGCCUCUUGACAAUGGUGUUGCUCAGCUUACCUGGGCAGUGCUGGGGUGAGGCAGCAUGGCCAGGAUGUGGAUACCCCAGCUAGAGCACCCAAUUUCCUCUGCUGGUGUGUUUGUGCAGCCACAAUCACACCACCACCCUGGCCCAUCCCAGUGUAAUCCAGGUUAAGCUGUAUCAAUGCUGACCUCAGGAGAGUAGCUCUGUGGCUUUGUCCCACCACAUAUCUCAUUACUGGGUUCAGCAACGAUAUCUCCAUCUCUGUGCAGGGCCAUUCCUAAACUCUUUCACUGAUCAGGCCCACAUUAACUAGCACUCUCUACCCUGUCUCUAGGUCUUCCCACCUGUUUGGUCUGUGUGUGCAUCAGCACCUCUGUGUACUGUGAUGACUCUGAUCUAGAACACAUCCCACCUCUGCCCUUGGAGACCACAUAUUUCUAUGCCCGCUUCAACCACAUCAGCAAGAUUCAGGCCAGUGACUUCACCGGACUUGGUAUGCUAUGCUCCUUAGGGCUUCUGGUUACAGUUCUCACACUUGCAAGCUGCUUCACCCCAUCUAGGCAGCCUUGUCUGUUACAAGCAAAGUCACCUGUGCAACUCUCUGCUCUUCCUCUCCACUCUCCUGAGGGUGAAAUGGGUAAUGUGUUUGCCACACGCUUGUCUCGGAAGUGGGUAUCUGAAUACCAGAGUCUGUUUUCACACUGGCUCUUAUUUCAUAAUGCAAUCUGACAGAAGAUUGGGUCGUUGCCAGAUUGCAAGCCAAGAAUCUGACCCAAUCAGGCCCUGUUUUCAAUGGAAGCAGCAGUGGUAAAGGAAUUUGGUUUUGGGCAUGUCACCACAAAUUCUGCGACGUGGUGAAAGACACAUAGAGCUGGCACAGCAUAGGCUAAAUUCCUACAGGCUUGCCCUGUGGCUAUCAAAUGUUAAAUGGAUGUGUGAACAGGCUGAAAGUGUGCUGGAAAAUGUGAAUGGGAUGAAUCUGGGCAAAAUCUGGGUUGCAGUGAGCAUGACAUAAUUGCUGCACUACCUGGAACGAUAUCCACCUUUAUUAUGUGCUAUCACAAUGGAUUCUGCAGUGAUAACCGUGAGUUGAGUUACUAGUCUGGGCGUGUGAGGAAGCAAUCACACAAAGCCAGUUUCACUGUUCAUCGGGACAUAACCUGGUUACAUUCAUCCCAUCCUGGUAGGAUUUGAGUGAACUCACCCUUUGAUCCCCAAGUCCAUUAACAACUGGGCAACCAUUUUGAGUUCCAACCAUAUGUAAAACAAAUAAAGAUCUCAAAUAGUAGUCAUAUGAGCACCAAACUAUUCUCUCUUGCACAGCCUGAUAUUAAUUUGACUCCUGUCGUAUAUGAUCUUUAGUGCACAAAUUAUGUGUACAGUAUUUUUCGCUCCAUAAGACACACUUUUCCCCUCUUAAAAUCUCAGGGGAAAUGUCUGUGCGUCUUAUGGAGCGAGUGUGGUCCCUGGGGCUGGGGCGGGGGACCCGGGCUUUCCCCGCCAGCCUCAACCUGCUCUUUGGGGGUGGGGGAAAGCCGGGCUUCCCCCACCGCCAGCCCCGGGGAGCAGCGGGGAGCCUGGAGCAGCCUUUCCGCUGCUCCCCGACCUGCUCUUUGGGGCUAGUGGUGGGGGAAAGCCAGGCUUCCCCCCACUGCCAGCCCCACAACCUCAGGGAGCAAUGGGAAGGCUGCGCACAGCCUUUCCGCUUCUCCCUGACCUGCUCUUUGGGUCUAUAUGCAAAAGAAAACCUUAGGACUUUUGCUUCUUCUGCAGCCAGGUGCCAGCAUAUGUAAGGCACAAAGGCUUCCUCAUGUUCAUGGUUGCAAAGCAUUAGCCCCAAAUAACUGUGGCCCAAAUGAUUUUUUUCUUUCUUAACAAAUAAAUAUGUCAGGAUCUGGAGAUGGAAAAGACUGCCCAAUUUCUGCCAGGCACAUACAUUUGAGACCUUGUAAUACACUAUUCUCAGCCAGUGGAAAGCCUCAAGAGGAAUGUAGUUUUCACCUUUGAAGGUUUUGAGCCAAUACCAAAAGAAAAGGCUGGCAUUUUGCUAGCAUCUCACACUGUUUAAUACCAGGGGAAACUGGUAGAAGAGAACAUGUUCACUUCACAAAGCCUGUCAGCUGUGCAGUUCCUGGGCUGCGUGUUGAAAGCAAGUUGUUUUGUGAGAAAUCAGUGUCAGAACAGCUAAUUUCAUUUUGAUUCUUUAAAAAAAAAAGAAGAAGUCGUCAUAUUCAAUUCUGGUGCAAUAGAACUUUCUCUUCUUCUCGUGCCUUUUCCAGCCCCUUGUCUGCCCACCCUCCAAAUCAGCUUAGGAGAAAUUGGGGUACUCUUAAGAGCAGAUUUGUGGGGAGGAGAGGAAAAGAAGGCCUCAUUGUACCAGUGGAAACGCUGGCACAACACUGGAUACAAUCCUGUUACAAUACCAGAGGGCUCAAUAUUUCAGUCCACCCCAUCAAAGCCCUAGAGAAAGACAAAUACAACCAAACAUGUCAAAAAGAGGAAGUGAUCCUAUUUGGGGCUGAAUCUGUGUUACACUCCUGCACCAAAGAGAUCCCAGAUUCUAGUUGCAGCUCCCAAAUGUUGAGAGAGGAGUGUAUCCUGCACAUUUGCUUUUAUCUUACGUUUUGUGCAUGCAUUGAAGCAGCCUUUCAGUGGCAUGUUUCUUUAGCUGUUUUUAUUUUCUUUAAAUAGCAUAUAUGUACUCCAGUGCUGGUGUUCAUAGUAAUAUUGUAAUUAAAACAACAGCACCAAACCACAGGUGGCAUCUGCGAAAUUGACAAUUUCCCCCUAACCUUGUCAGUUCACCAGAGAUCACUGCAACGAGUGUGUGUGUGUGAGGGGAGGGAGGUGGGUUGAACAGGCAAGUGAUGCAGAAAUGGGUUUGUACAGGGGCUAUCAUCAACUACCAAUGCGAAAGUGCAUCCCAGUCUACUCUCACUCUCUUGGAAGGGAUGUGUGGAAACACUAUGGUAGUGAUGUGCAUUAACUGAUUUCCAAGUGAUCACCUGUGAUUUGGCUCCCAAAACUAUUUUUUUCACAGAAAAAUUGAAACGAAUUGACCUCACGAGCAACUUUAUUUCCUGGGUGGAUGAAGACGCUUUCAGGAUGCUGCCUUCCUUGCAAGAGCUUGUCCUCCCUGAAAACCAAUUGACUUCCCUGCCUGAGUUGCCCAGUUCCAUUGUGCAGCUGGAUGCCCGCUUUAAUGCAAUCCAGAGUGCAGGCAUUCAACCGGAAGCCUUCAAGGUGAGCAUCUCUCAAAUGCUGCAAGGCCUAGAUUAAGACCCCUUCCACUAUUUUUUUCUGCUGCUUUUUUGAUUGUUCUCAUUCCGUAUUGGUAAGAGAAGGUUGUUCUACAUGGAUGUUCUGCAUCAUUUCACAAGUGUUUUGGGGUGGGGAGUGGGGACAGACAACGUGAGUGAAGCAUUCACAUGAUCUAGGGUACAAAGUGAUUGCCCCUGGUGUUGUGGACCUCUUAAUGGACCUGAGCUAUAGAGGCUGAUCAAUCUCGUUGAUUGCCGCUACUUGCCAUGUCACUGAGUCACUACAGCCCUACCUGGGAUUUGGGCGAAUUAUCACCAGGUUUGAGCCCUCUCCUUGAUUUGCUUUAGAACAGGAGUAAGCAACGUGGGGUCCUCCAGAUGUUCUCCCAACUCCCAUCAGCCCCAGGCAGCAUAACUGAUUAUUGGAGGUGAUGUCUAGCAAUAUCUGGAGGGCAUCACUUUGGCUGCUCAUGCUUUAGACAUUAACCAUUGGUGAUGAACCCAGCAGUGGAAUUCUGGAAGGUCUGGGGAUGGGGCUCCCUUAUUAUUACCUUGUAAGGUAAAGGUAAAGGUAAAGGUAAAGGUACCCCUGCCCGUACAGGCCAGUCGUGACCGACUCUGGGGUUGCGCGCCCAUCUCGCUUAAGAGGCCGGGGGCCAGCGCUGUCUGAAGACACUUCCGGGUCACGUGGCCAGCGUGACGAAGCUGCUCUGGCGAGCCUGCACCAGAGCAGCACACGGAAACGCCGUUUACCUUCCCGCUAUAAAGCGGUACCUAUUUAUCUACUUACACUUAGGAGUGCUUUCGAACUGCUAGGUGGGCAGGAGCUGGGACCGAACGACGGGAGCUCACCCCACCGCGGGGAUUCGAACCGCCGACCAUACGAUCGGCAAGUCCUAGGCGCUGAGGUUUUACCCACAGCGCCACCUGCGUCCCAUUAUUACCUUGAGGUCUCUGCAUUUAACCUUUUGUCUAUGUUUUAUGCUAACAAACAAAAAAACACAAUAUAAAGCUGUAGAAAAUCAAUGUUCAUUGGUACUACAUCCUAUGUAACAGAUGUUUAGCAGGCUCCAGAGCACCCAAGACUUUUUGUCAUCUGUUUGUCUCUUUGCCUGGGUGCUUAAAGGUAAGAAGGCAGUCAUUUCUAUUCCAACCUGUUCAUAAUUUUAUUCAUAAGAGUUUAUUCAUAAAAAGCAGCAUUGUUUCUUUUCUGCUGCAGUUCAUUCCCAGCAUCUUGCUGUCUGUUUGCUAUUUUUCAUAAGUUCUGCCAUAAUUAUUGUUGCUAUUAUUGAUUCCACACCUGCACUUGCUAAUUGAGGCAGAGGUGGGGCAGUGGUUAAAUCCUAUUAGGUUGGCUGGGUGCUUAGAGGUUUGCCAGAGAAAGCAGGAUUUGAACACACAUACACACACCAUCACAGCUCCUGAACAGGUAGAUAUGCAAACUGUAGCAAUAUCUGCUCCAAUGGCUGCUUAGGAUGGAAUUCUCUGACAUCCUUAUGAGGAACCACAAUUUGAUGUAAUAUUUUGGGUUCCUCCUAUCAUCUGUGGAGGCCCAGCUUCCUGUUGGGUUAGAUUUUUACCCCUGCAUGAACCCUUAGCUGCUUUGUCCUGGAUUUCAAUCUGCUAGGGCCUAGCCCAGCUGACUUCUUUGGAAAACUCACAUUUCCAUUGAAAAUCCUGGGACGCCUCACUUGAACACUCAAGGAGGCAAAGGGCUGAUAGUCCUUCCUUCUGCUUUCAGGAUCUGAAGAAGCUGGAGUUCCUUCAUCUGUCUGACAACAAACUGGACUACAUCCCCAUGCUGCUGCCUGAGAGACUGAGGUCUUUGCAUCUACAGGUGAGAGAGUGACGAUGAACUCUUUAAAUGAGAGAGAGAGGACACCAACAGCCAAAGCACAAGCCUCUGAGAGACUCAGUCGUUUGCCGCUCAUUUCCUUUCAGAUUACAGUGGUACCUCAGGUUACAUAUGCUUCAGGUUACAGACUCCACUAACCCAGAACUUUGCUUCAGGAUGAAAACAGAAAUCGGGUGGCGGCAGUGGGAGGCCCCAUUAGCUAAAGUGGUGCUUCAUGUUAAGAACAGUUUCAGGUUAAGAACGGACCUCCAGAACGAAUUAAGUUCUUAACCAGAGAUACCACUGUUAAAAAGCAAGGAGCAGUUAUAAUGUGGGCUCAUGCAUUAUCUUUGCCAUUAUUUCUCUAAUUGCAUGUGAUCUGUACCUACCAAUAUUCUUUCCCUGUCUUGCAAUUGCGACUGAACCCUAAAUGGGGUCUCUUGCCAACCUCCAUGACCAACGCCAUGCCCCGCAAGAGACCUGGAUGCAUUCAAUCAGACCCUAAGUGUUUUGAAGUCCAUGUCCACCCUGGACUAUACUGGUGAAGGCCCUUUCCAGUUAGCUAUCAUGCCCCCCAAGGAUUGCUGAUUGGUCUGAACAAGGGAAAACACUAAUAACUUCGAGCCUCUUCUUGAUCUAUGAGUGUUGGUGAUUCCGCCCCCCGCACUCUCCUCCACCAGCCCCAUCUGGUGAUCGUCUUCGCUUCUCAAUUUCCUUCCCUAGAACAACAACAUCCAGACCAUGCACGUAGACACGUUCUGCGACAGCAGGGACCACAGCCACAUCCGCCGGGCUCUGGAGGACAUCCGCUUGGACGGCAACCCCAUCAACCUGAGCCUCUACCCCAGUGCUUAUUUCUGCCUGCCUCGCCUGCCCACAGGCCGCUUCUACUGA